AUGUGCUUGGUAUUUGUGUGUGAUGAGGAUGAGAGGGUGAUAGGAAGGCAACCAGCAACUGGGGCAUGUCCUUACUGUGGAGGGAUGGUUCAAGCCAUGGAUGUCGAGAGCCAGUGGAGGUUUUGUUUCUUGCCUGUGUAUUUCAAGAACAAGAGGAGAUAUUAUUGCUCUCUUUGUGCUAGAAAAUUAGUGGUCCAAUAG
Molecule: messenger RNA, 201 nt
Organism: Dovyalis caffra
Lineage: Eukaryota; Viridiplantae; Streptophyta; Magnoliopsida; Malpighiales; Salicaceae
Source: the annotation of a GenBank genome assembly